AUGCACGCCCGUGAUUGGUUUUUAGUUUUCAUUGCAAUUUUCAUCCCUCCCUUAGCAGUCUGGCUAAAAAGAGGUUUUUUCACGAAGGAUCUGCUCAUAAAUUUUCUGUUAUUCUUACUAGGGUUCUUCCCUGGCCUGAUCCAUGCUUUGUACGUGAUCAGCUGUCAUCCAUAUGAAGAGAACGAGGCCCAGUAUUCGCAUCUCUCUUCUACCGAUGAUAACUAUGGUAGUUUGGCAUAA
Molecule: messenger RNA, 240 nt
Organism: Saccharomyces paradoxus
Lineage: Eukaryota; Fungi; Ascomycota; Saccharomycetes; Saccharomycetales; Saccharomycetaceae
Gene: SNA2
Product: Sna2p
Exons: 1
Coding region: 1-240 (79 amino acids)
Cellular component (GO): membrane
Source: RefSeq, a predicted model, not a curated record